Messenger RNA from Penicillium cataractarum, 375 nucleotides. Its product is annotated as rhodopsin family protein. The record is from RefSeq and is a predicted model, not a curated record. The coding region runs from base 1 to 375 and encodes 124 amino acids. Lineage: Eukaryota; Fungi; Ascomycota; Eurotiomycetes; Eurotiales; Aspergillaceae. The transcript is spliced from 7 exons.
AUGGCAAUCUGUAUCACCUUUGGUACUCAUGAGUUCACCUCCAUGCUGGAGGGCUAUGAGAAUGUCCGCGCCUACUGCUACAACUGCCAACACUGGAAUGGACAUUGUCUGACCCGAUGGCCUUUCUUCACCGUCUGCUUCGUUCCCGUGAUUCCUCUUGCCAUGCACAAGUACAAAGAGGUUACUUGCUACACCUGCCGCUUUACUCAGGACUUGCGUGAUCGGCCUGACAUUACGCCUGAGACACGGCCACCACCACACAUGCAAUGGGGGCCCCAGCCUCCCCCUGGUGCUCAAUGGCAGCAGCAGCAACCCCAGUUGCAGUCGCCACCAGUCGCGCAUGGCGCCCAGCAAGUGCCCGAGAGUUACAAGUGA